Podarcis lilfordi (Lilford's wall lizard) is the source of this 27930-nucleotide messenger RNA. Lineage: Eukaryota; Metazoa; Chordata; Lepidosauria; Squamata; Lacertidae. The record is from the annotation of a GenBank genome assembly.
AUGCCCGCUCGCCCUCAUGGGUCCCUAACCCCCACCCCACCCCCAGGUACACGUGCAGGCGCGCGAGCGAGCUCCUCUCCGCCCGCCCCCGCCCCCGGUCGGAUGGGAUUGUCGAAGCAGGAACAUACACGCGUGCACACAUACACACGUGUUACUCUCUGCCCACCGUGAGUAUUUUGGCUUGCUUCUUUUAAAUUUUGCCUCUUGUUUCCAGUUGAAACCCAAGGCGGGUGUCCCUUUAAGAUGGGAUGGGGCGCGAACACCGAGGAUGAGCUUUUUUAAAAAAAGGGGGGGGGGGUUGGGAGAGAGAGAGAGAGAGAGAGAGAGAGAGAGAGAGAGAGAGAGACACGCUUUAAACGCGUUCAUUCUGUCGGAGCCGUAGUCAGGCUUCGUCUGAAACGGGGAGAAGGACGGGUCGUGUCUGCGCGCCUCUGUUGCGCUACAGGCGAGCGAUAGAAAGCGGCGUUCGUAGCUUAGAUAGCAAUCGAUGCUUUCAUGACGCCUCGGCUGACAUUUGCUAUAAUCCACACCCGCAGUUACGGUUUUGAUCACUUUUGAAAAGAAAAGAAUAGAAUAGAAUAGAAUAGAGGAACAGGCUUGAUAGAUGGGCUUCUGGAUUCGAGGGGUCUCUCUGCCUCUCGCCUCCAGGACUACGCUUCACCCGCAGAACUGUCUAUCUCUCCCUGAUCUUGUCGCCUUUUGAUCCUGGGGGAAUUUGCUGAGGGGCGCUCCCUGGGUGAAGGGUUAGGUAGCUUCGGACUAUCUCCCUCCGGGAUCGCAUUUACGACUAGCUUGGGGCCUGCCCGUCUCGUUCCUUCGCCUCACCCAAUACAGUAUAUUUAUUUUCCUUUGGUUUUAUUUAUUUAUUUAUUUAUUUCAAUAGUCUUUGGGAUCAGAAGUGCCACCUUCUCGCCUCUCUCCCCCCCCCCCCUCGCAUUUGUUUGAUAAGCGCAUCCGAAAAGCAAACUGUGAAAUCCCACUGUCUGAAACGGCCAGACUUUGUGUGUUUAAGAGGAGGAAGGACGUGGGGUGGAGGAAGGAAAGAGAGGCGGACAGAGGGUUGGAAGACGAGAAAGGGUUUUGUUCCAUGUGCAUUGUCGCCGCCGUCAGUUUGUAUCCAAGUAACGUUUACUCAAAGUAAACCCAUUGGAUUGAACAGGGCUAAAUUAUCCAUGUCCCUUUGUGGGUCUACUCUGAGUAAGACUAGCAUAGAUUCAACAUAAUAAUGAUAAUUUUAGUCUUCCUCCAAGAGCGGUUGAGCGACAUACUGGCGCGGAAUGAGUUACUUUUCAUCCCGGCUCAGUUCCCCUGUAUGUAUAUGUGUGUGCUGGGUGUGUGUGUGUGGCAGUUUAUUCUUAUUUCACUUACUGCAUUUGUAUCCCUCCGCUUUCCUCCAGAGAGCUCCAGAUCAUACCUAGUUCUUCUCCCUUUCCUCAUUUAAUCCCCACCACAACCCCGUGAGGUAGGUUAGGCUGAGAGAGGAAGUGACUAGCCCAGGGUCACGGUUCAGCGGGGAUUUGAACCCUUGUCUCUCAGGUCCGCCACUCUAACCACUACAUCACUUCUGGCUCUCCCUGAAAGUUAGGGGGCGCUCGGAUUUUUGAAUGGUGGGUGGAUGAGCUUUGGGCUGAAAGGAGGGGUUGGGGGCUCCGACCGGAAGCGCAAAGGACAGUGGUCCCCCUGUGUGGUUUUUUGUGGGGAAGGGACCCAGACCUCCUGGAGAUCUCUACCCCACCGCCUACUUCCUCUAGUUUUCUGCGGUUCUUUCUCUCUCUGUGUCUCUGCCGGGCUAUAUCUUUGGGAGCCGGUCGGACGAGCCUGAAAGCUGGCAGUUCACAGGAAGGCGUUUUUGGUUAGGGGAAAAGGCGGAAGGGACACGGGCGAGAGGCUUCGGUCGCGCGUGCUGCCAGGGGCGCCGUGCGGAUGCACUUCGGCUUCCUCGGGUUGGGGUGCUAAAAGUUAAACGCCAGCCUAUGGGGCUCGGGAGAUGGCGUUUUAGUUGUAGAGGGGCGUUUGUGCAGUGUGUGACAUCCGGGGCAGACCUCGGAAGCACAGCCAAUGCACAUUUAAAGGACCUGAACCGUCCCCUCCCCAUCAUGGGAACUGUAGUUUGCAAAGGGUGUCAAGAAGUGUCGCUCUGCGAGAGAGAAACUACAGUUCCCAAUAUCCUUUGGGGGAAGCAGUGUGCUUUAAAAUGUGCGUUGGGUGUACCUUAAAUGCCCGGCGUGGAUCUGCCUUAUACGUUCACUAGCGCACGUGGGAGAGGUGCAAAAAAAUCGCUGAGAAUAUAGGCAGUUGAUCAGUGGAAUAGAGACAGAGAGCCGCUGUGUGAUUGUGGACUUUCCUUCUUUAGAGGUUUUUAAGCAGAGGUUGGAUGGCCGUCUGUCAUGGAUUCUUUAGUUGUGAUUCCUGCAUUGCAGGGGGUUGGACAAGAUGACCCCGCAGGUUCCCUUCCAACUCUACAAUUCCUAGGAUUAAUAAGCUAGAACCACCAGCUAGGAUCUGGGGGGGGGGGGUGUCCAUCGGAGUUCAAACCUCCAGCGGGCCACGAAGCUUAGCUGCGUGUGUCGGGGGCCAGUCGCUUUCUCUCAAGUAACCUAUUGCGCAGGGUUGUUUUGAGGAUGAAAAUGAGAAGAGAGGGAGAUCCACACGCGCCGCCUUGAGCUCCUUGGAGAGUAAAGGCGGGGUGCAAAUGUGACGAAUAAAUACAACUGACGAGAAAGGGGGAAUGGGAAGCGGGAGGAAGAACAAGGAAACGAAGGAAGAAAAAGAGGAGGGGUCCCAAAGCUGAAAGUCUAUGGACAUGAGGAAAGGGCGAUUGUUGGAACACCUGCUUUGCUGAGGAAGAUGCCAGGUUCAAACUCCGCACCUCCAGGUACAGCCGGGAGAGACCCCUGCCUGAAAACCUGGAGGGCCGCUGCCGGUCACUCUAGACAAUACUAAGCUAAAUGGACCAAAGUCUCUAACUCCGGAUAAGGUAGCUUCCCGUGAUAGGGGAAGCGCCGUAUUCGUGGUAGAGCAUCUGCUUUGCGUGCAGAAGACCCCAGAUUCCAUCCCCCAGUUAGGGCUGGUAGAGACCCAUGCCUGAAAUCCUGAAGGGGGCCGCUGCCAGCGCAGACAACAGUGAACCUGUCCCAGUAUAAGGCGCUUUUCUAAGAGUGGGGGAGGUACAGAUAGACGUGAUCACCCGUGGGGAAGCUUUCGUGGAUGCGCCCAAAAUUUAAUAGAGGACAGGGUUGUAAAAUACUUUUGGAUUAGCGAUUGGUUAUAUAUUAUUUACCUUUACCUGACUAUGUUUUCCUACUUGUAGAUGAGUAGGAAUAGCUCCUCUUAGCAGAUGGAGGAGAAAGUGGCAGCAGAACCGGCUGCGUUAAGGGGAAAGUACACGCGUUUGUGGGUCAUUGUCGGUGUGGGCGUAUGAAUGACAGCCUGUGCUUGCGAAACACACACACACACACACACACACACACACGGCAUAUUUAUUGUGUGGGAAAGGUGAUCUAAGAAUUCCGCCCAGGGAAUAGUGAUGGUUAAAAAGGGUCAAUGGAAUUUGUGGAUCGAAGCGGCCUGAUCUUUCUAUAACCCCCUCCCGCUCACAGUUCCUGGGAGAGGGAAGAAAGAUAAAAGGGAUUGUGUUGUUUUUGGGAGACAGGCAAGCCGUUUGGGAGGGAGGAAGGAGAGGCCGGCUUUGGCCACCGUAAUCAUGUAAGCAAGAUAGGAGCGGAACAUCUAACGCGAUUAGCUCCUCCAACAUGGCUUUUUUGUGUUUCUCAAGGAGCACAUGUCUAAGAGCCCUUGGCGCCAGUUGGGGGUGAAAUCCUCGCAGCGUCCAGUACCACUUUGCAUUCCCCCAAAAUAUCUCCCCUUCCCUCUGGGGCCGGGUCCCCGUGGAAAGAGCACAGGAAAGCGGGUGGCGUAUGGGGAGAGAGAGAGAAUGUAUACUUUUCAAGGGAAGAGUCACGGGAGCAGGACGGAAAGAUUUAGCCAGACACGCGUUUUCACUAUCCUCAAAAGAUGGGGAGGCUCGCAGCGAGUGUUUCGGAGCUCCAUGCAGUCCUGCCCUAUAGGGACGUGUUUACUGAGAGGUAAGCUCCACUGACUUCAGUGGGGCUAACUUUCCAGGGGAGUUGUGUCCGGGGAUGCAGUUUUAGUCUCAGUUGCCUGCAGCUCGUUGUGGAGAAAGACGUGCAGGGGGAGAGGCGGGCAGGAAGGGAAGGGCCGGAGUGAGCGUGAGAGAGGCUUCCUCACGGCUUCUGUUAGAAACUGGUCCAAAACUUUGUUCUUCUCCACCUUCUGGAUAGAGUCCCACAAAGGAGUGGGUGGGUUAAUAGCAGUGCGUACAAUCCUCCCUCCCUCCCAGCUCCUGAUGGGCUCUGAGCUGGUUGAGGCCUUCUCAGAGAACAGGGAAAACUCAGGAUUCUCCCUCCCGUCCCCUUCCCGUGAAACCAGAAGGAAGGUUCUGGGAGACUUCUCGGUUCUCCUUAGCUCACAGGACAACAAGGUUCCAACAGACAUCUGGGCAUCCGAAGUCCCCUCCUUCCCUCUCUCUUUAACAUUUGCAACUGAGGAGCUUUUAGUCCAUCCCAUCCCAUCCUAGGAAAGUUCUUAAAGGAUGAGCAAAUCAGUAUACACGCCAUACAUUUAAGCCACAUACACAGAUGGACAGAAUCCGGGGAACUAUAGUUUGCUCAGGGUGCCAGGGUGGUGUAAACUACAGUUCCCACAAUUCUUAGGUGGAGGGUAUGUGCUUUAAAUGCAUGAUGUGUACCAGGGUGUUUUCCAUAUGCUCUCCUCCUUCCAUACAGCCUACUUCCUCAGCAAAUUAUAAUACACUUCAGUAUUCACUUCUAAGCUGAGCCAUCGCACAUGCAAAAGAAUAUUUAGAAUCCUGAUGUCCCUCACAUUCCUUAUUGUCACGGGUACUUUAAUUGUGAUUCCUGUAUCACAGGGGGUUGGACUAGAUGGCCCUUGGGGUCCCUACCAUCUCUAAGAAGCCAGUCAUUCUGUAUGGAAAUUCUCCCUACUUUCCAAAUGAUAACAAUAGGAAUCUCUCUCUCUCUGUCUCUCAGUAGUUCCUUUCAGGUUUUAUCCUCACAGCAAUCCUGUGAGACAGGUUAGGCAGAGUCCAUAAAUGUCUGAUCCAAGGCAGAUGACAAGGGUGCUGAAGAUGGCUGAGGAGGGAUUCCAAACAGGCCAACCUCUUCUCCUAAAGUUGUUCACUCAGAAAUAAGUCCCACGUAGUUCUUUGGGCCCCAGGAAACGUGUUCUGGGUUGCAACCCUUCCCAAAGUGUAUAGGAAGUCAAUAUCAAUAGAAUACUGUAAUAGAGUUGCAGAGUUGUAAGGGACCCCAUGAGUCAUCUAGUCCAACCCCCUGCAGUGCAGGAAUCUCAGAUGAAGCGUCCAUGACAGACGGACAUCCAAUCUCUGCUUUAAAACCUCCAAUACUGUAGUGGGAUUCGUUUCUGUUUCAAAGUGCUUGAGGGUUAUAGCGCUAUGCCCCCUUAACUGGAAGCAAACUUCCAGAGCGGGUAAGCCCAGUUAGAUCUGUCCUGCAAAAGCAAGCAAACAAAACAAAAAGCAAGUUUCUUGUAUCACCUUAAGCAGGAAGUCCUUCUGGCAUAACUUUUUAUUACGAUACCUUAAAGGAGUCCACUUCAUCAGAAAGUUGGGACAUCACAAAUGUUGUUGGCCACUAAUCCUAACCCGAUUUACUUGAGGGAAAAGCUACACUGAAUUCAAUGGGACUUACUUCUAAGUAGGCCGUAGGAGGUGCCACAACGGCCUCCCUCGGAAAGCAACACUAUCAAACCAGAAUGGACUUACUUUAAUGAAAAGAAACAUGCAUAGGAUUUGCUGAAGGGUGUGUGUGCGAUUGUUGGCUCCACAUUGGAAUUACCAGAAGGGUGAUCAUGUCUGAUUUCCUCCUGCUUCCAGUUUUGGAAUGAUGAUUUGGGGGGGGGGGGAGGUGACUGGAAUAAAACUCUCGAGGCAUAGACCAACAGGUUCCUACCCUCUAAUUUCCUCCGCACGCCCACAUCGCGACGUUACCCUUUGCGGCCCUCUAGAAUGUUUACGGAUUACGCCGCCUGCGAAAUCGCCCGCGCUCCCCUCCUAAUGGUGUGCAAACUUCCGACGAUUCCGAGUGACCUCCCAGACUAAGCCCCCUGGAGACUCGUAUUCUGGAGGGAGGCUGCACUAAUCUGAGGAUCAAAAGCGGGAAGGUGCGAACGCUCUUUGUGUCUCCUCGGCAGCCUCAUUCCACCCGCCCCCCUAGCCCCACUGCCCCGCCUGCGUGUGAUAAAUCUACACUGGCGCCGACUGCGCGCUGGAUGAUUAAUUUGCAAGCAAACCUAACCAGCCCGCCGACCCAAGUCACCCUAUGGCCAGCCCAGCCAUCUUAGUUAAAUAUUGGCCAAAAGAGCUCGGUGGUGCACGUUUUAGCCGCGCUUUUUCUCCCCCUUAGACUGCAGGAAAGUCUCGAGGACAAACUAAAUCAACACAACUAAAAGAGGAGAAAGAGACCAGAAGGAAGGGGCGGCGGGGAAGGCAUCGGAUGGCGGAGGGAAGAAGAUAACGCGGACUUUCUUCUCUGGAGUCUCUGACCAACCAUCUUAGGCUCCAUCUCGCCUCAUCCAGGGGAGGCUAAAGCCUUUGCUCUGGUUCUCUAACCAAAGUGGCUGAGGGAUGAGGGAGGGAGGCAGAUACAGCUCAGCCUUUAAACUCAAGGGCGAGGGAGUGGGAGAGGGUAGGACGCCUGAGGUAUCGAUAAGGAGGCAUCUGCCUGGCGUCGAUCCAGCUGUCUACACUCAUUGCUAUCGAACCUAUGUUGAUUUUCCUAACCAGAGCUGGAAGGGGCGUUCCUAUUCUGUGUUCUCUACACCUUAUUGGGGGACAGCGGUAGGGUUAAGGUGCUGCUGACCGCCCCUCCGCCCCCCGUGUCCCCGCGCGCUUCUGUGAAGGAAGAUCUGCCCUUCAUGGACCACCUCCUCAGGAGCAGGGCAAGGUCAAGCGCUUCCUAAGAGGUGGCCUGUCAGAGUUUGUGGCAUAUCCAGGGGUUCGGAGAAACGCGUAGCCCUUUCUCCAAACUCUAAGGAUAGGGCUGGCGGGUGUUCUCGCCCGUUGGGUACCUGUCGCAGUCAAGAGAUAAGGAACACUUUCGACGAAGCUGUCGGACUACAGAUCCCAACAUUCCCGACUGCUCUCCUACCCAUAGGUGCCCAAUUCUUGGGGCCCUGGGUGCCCGAGCACCCACAAAAUUCCCCAUGAAGGGGCCGGGCACCCACAAAUUUCGGUGCCAGGGCCAUGCACGCUGCAUGGCACCCACGGCCCCGGGCACCCACGGACGCGGGGCCAAGCUAACACUCCUGCUCCUGGCUGCCUGGGAAUGAUGGUAGUCGGAGAUCCCCGAUGUCUGGAGGAACCACGAAUUCCCCCCGUUUCUGGUCUACAGGCUUCCAAAUUAUUACAUUCAUUUUCCUCCAAGGAGCUCAAGGUGGCCCGCGCAGUUCUCUCCCCUUCCUCAUUUUAUCCUCACAACAACCCUACGAGGUGGGUCAGACUGAGAGAGCGGGACUGGCCCAAGGUCACCCUGUCUGAGCGAGGAUUCGAAGUCUGGUCUCCCAAGGUCCUAGACGGACACUCUAAUCAUCACGCCACGGAGAUACAGGAGCUUCAGCCUUGGCUCACUGUCCCAAGAGUUCAAAGAGACCCGCAUCACCCACCCUCCGCCACUCUUUAUCAGCUCAGUAACGGUGUUACUAAGUAGGUUUUGCCAAAAGGUGUGUGUGUGGGGGGGAGAGUUGGCCAACGUCACCCAGUGAGCUCUAGAACAGACUUGCAAGUCUCUGUGGUCCAAAUCUAACGCGCUAACUUCGAUAAAUUCAAUGGCAGGUUGCAAUUAAGCAAGCCUCGCGGUUUGUUUGCUUUUAAAAGACACGACUAUUAUCUAGGAUAUUUUUUGAAAUAUUCUCCCCCAAAUGGCAAAUUAUGAAUGGACAAACACCUGAUUGCCACCCAGGACACUACACCGUUUCAUUCUUCGGUUUUCGUUUGUCAACGCGGGAUUAAACUGAGGCUACUGUACACACUAUGCACUGAAAGUGUAUCCGAAGUGCACCCUCUCCCGCAAAGAAUUUUGGGCACUGCAGAGUUUCAGUUCCCAGCAAGACCUUAUAAAUUAGCCCUGAAUUACAAAUUAGCCCUGAAUGAGGGGAAUGUGCUUUAAUGGUCGUAGCGUGUACGCAGCCUCGGGUCGGUCGUGUUCCAGCGCUUGAAAAAUCAUAGCUAACCAUACUGUACUUAUUUAUAUAUCUGGGCCUUUCCUCCAGGGAGCUCAAGGUUCUCCCUUGCUUACCCCUCCCAAUUUUAAUCUCACAACAACUUUGUGAAGCAGGUUAGGCUAGCCCAAAGUCACCGGGUGAGCUUCAGAGCUGAAACUGGGAUUCAGGUCUCCUCAGUCCUAAACCCUGAACCUCUAAUUCAACAGUAGCCAAGGCGAUGCCUUUUAGAUAUUGCUGAAUCACCACUCCUAUCCCCUCUGACCAUUGGUCCUGCUGGCUGGGGCUGAUGAGUAUUGGAGUCAAACUGCGGCUGGAUGGCACCGUUGGCUAGCCCUGCUCUAACUACUACACCUCACUGCCUUUCCUCUCAACGCGGAUCUCCGUCUCCUCCUGUGCCUUGUGGCGUCCGCUCUAACUCUGAUCCGCGAAUAUUUGGGCCGCUUGAAAAGCGUCGCCUUCUUUUAUUUUGCCCAGGAGGAAGGUCUUUCUCAUUAUUCUCCUAUUGCAGUGAAACCACGUAGGAGGAGAUUCAGCUACCGGAUUCCAGAUUUAAAACUAUUUAGGCAACAACGCUAUUUAAAAACAGGAAUACUUCAAAAAAUCGCUUCGUAGGGAGUGAUCUUAGGAGUAUCAUUCCCUCUCUUAAAAAUAGAAUACCCGCUGAAUACGUUCCUCUCUCAACAAGGGUUUUAAAGUGGGGCUCUUCCCCCUGCCUGUAUCAGUCCUGGAGCUAUUUUUAACCGAUUUUUGAAAUAUAUGUGGAGUCGCUUUUAAAUGUCUUUAGUGUGUGCGGGUGUGUAUGUGGAAUUGUGUAAGUGAUAUUUGCAUUUAUAUAUUCACCUUUCCUGCAAGGACCUCAAGGCGGCCUACGCAGGUCCCGCAACCUUCAUUUUAUCCUUGCAACAACUCUGUGAGACAGAUUAGGCUGAGAGUCUGCAACCGGCCCAAGGUCACCCGGUGAUCUUCACGGCGGUGUGUGUGUGUGUGUGUGUGUGUGUGUGUGAGUGUGUGUGUGUGUGUGUGUGUGUGUGUGAGAGAGAGAGAGAGAGAGAGAGAGAGAGAGAGAGAGAAUUCGAACUCUGGUCUACCAGCUCCUAGCCCACCACUCUAACCACCACACCACCCUGUCACCCGCCCCCGGGGUGACUUUCAGGGGAAAGGGAGAUCUGAGGCUUGUCUCAAAUGCUAGUAACCGCUCAGGGUUACACCCAUGGGUACUAAGGGACGCGACUUAAGUUGGGUCCGAUUUACUGAAAGGCGCGCGGCUUUUCCAAAGGGAGCCUAAUGCGGAGUCAGACCUUGUUGUCUAGGCGGCUAGUUUGGAGCUUUCUAGAGCCUUCCCCAACCACCGCCAGGAAAGAAAAGAAGAAGAAAAAACAUGCAGCAGGCGGUGUUUAUCAUCAAUGCACUGCCCGCGGUGGGGAGAGGGUGAAAUUGAUGUCGGCGUCCCUUUCGCCCUAAAUAUGCGGCGAGCCGCGCGUGAGGUCCGGCAAUCAGGCAAUUACACGCUCCUUCCCGACUUAAACUUUCACCCCCGUUUGGAGGGCUGCGACAGAAGUCGGCUUCGGGGGUAGGAGAGGAGGCGUUCCUAAGUGCCCUCCCGCGUUGACAUAUAAGCGGCAUCCUCAGCCUUUUGUGGAAGCUCUGAAAGACUUUUUCAGCUGCUCAUUAAGGAAAGUUAUUUUUUUUUUUGCGGGGGCGGGGGUGUGGAGAGUUAGUUAAUCACCUCUUGGGACUGCAUAAACUCCUUACACUUCGCGGGGAAGGCGAGAGGCCAGGAGCGCAAACGCAUUGUCUUUCGCUCCUCCCGCCCCCUUUCGCGCUGCCACUAGCUUUGAAAGGAAGGUAGAAAGGUCUCCAGCACCCUCGGGCCUCGGGACCUCGGGCUUUGUUGUGGGUCUCGCGUUUUGCAAGGGGGAGAAUGGGUCGCUUGACUUCUGGGCAGGCAGAGGUCAGGUUCGCCUCCCCAGCUGACCAUGGUUAAGAAAACAGCCACUGCAGAGGCCGAACUUCUAAGGCUGAGAGCCUGCAGGUCGAUUUAAACGUUUUGGGCAGCUAAAAUAAAGUGAUCUCGAUUAAUCGGUCACUUUUUGAUUUUAAAUAGGAGUACUUUAAAAAAAAGUCACCUUUAUUUGGUGUGUAAGGUGCUUUGAGUUGCUCGGGAAAGAGCAAAUGACUAAGGAAGUCAAUCAACAAGCAAACAAACAAAUAAGAUUUCCCUCCAAGGAGCUGGAGGUGGCAUACAUGGUUUCCCCCUUCCCCUUUUAUCCUCACAACAACCUCUGAGAUAGAUUAGGCUGAUAGACAGUGAUUGGAUCAAGAGCACCCAAUGUGGGGAUUUGAACCCUGGUUUCCCAGGUCAUAGGGACGCGAGUGGCGCUGUGGUUUAAACCACAGAGCCUAGGGCUUGCCAAUCAGAAGGUUGGCGGUUUGAAUCCCCGUGACAGGGUGAGCUCCCGUUACUCGGUCCCUGCUCCUGCCAACCUAGCAGUUCGAAAGCACGUCAAAAGUGCAAGUAGAUAAAUAGGUACCGCUCCGGCAGGAAGGUAAACGGCGUUUCUGUGUGCUGCUCUCGUUCUCCAGAAGCAGCUUAGUCAUGCUGGCCACAUGACCCAGAAGCUGUAUGCUGGCUCCCUCGGCCAAUAAAGCGAGAUGUGGCCGCAACCCCAGAGUCGGCCACGACUGGACCUAAUGGUCAGGGGUCCCUUUACCUUUAACUUCCCAGGUCAUAGUCUAGCACUCUGACCAUUUCACCGUACAGGUUCUCCUUCAGUUCCAUUCAAAAACUUGCUCACAUCACCUUGCAGGUGCUAGGCAUGCAGCUAACUCCACCAAUUAGCUAAAAACUAACCUUGUUUACUAACUAGUGGCAAAUAUUUCUUUAACCUGGGGAGAGCCCCUAUCGCUUCCUAGGAAGAUUUCCAGAGGGACUAGCCACCUUAGUUUCCUGCAGCAAAAGCAUAGACUCUUGCAACACCUUAGAGACCAACUAGUUUAUUAUGGCAAAAGCUUUUAAAGACUCAAGCCCACUUUUGUUAGAUGCAUGGAGCAAGAUUUUAGCUGUAAAUGAGAAGAUUGCAAGGUGGGAGUCAAAUGGCAAUGAAAUGGAAAAAAUACAGUCAGUGAUAAGUGUUUAAAUAUAUGUUAAACAGGCACACCUUUUACCGUAGCAGACUGCUGAUAACUUGCUCAGUGUUGCUGUAUUAACACAUGCAGUUGGGCUGGGAGCUAUUCCCAAGAAAUAGUCAUAGAUACCACAGAUAUCCUGGCACUGGCCAGCUAAUGAAGACACACAAUGUGAUAAAAAUCCUAUGUCUUGAUUUAGUGUUCAUAAUUCUUUGAUAAAUUCUGAUUCAGCUGUAGCCUUCCUAGGAAGAAUUAAUUAAUCCAAAGAGUUUAAUUUUAGAAUCAAGGCUUUCCUCCUUUCCAUUCCCAUUGCCACCCUUGUAGAAGGUUUGACAUUGGAAAAACCAUGCAAUGAAAUGUCUCUGGGGCAUGUGGAGACAGCAUUUAUCUCCCACUGGAGGGUCCGGGGUGGAGAUGAGAGCUAGUGUGCUGUUUGCUAGAGAAUUGAGAUACACCCCCCUCCAUGAUUUUUUUCCCUCUCACUCCUUUUCCACAUCUGCAAUUUGUGGAUAAUAAAACUAAUAAGACAGUGUUGCUGCAAGAAUUACCAAGAUAAUGUGGAGUGCUCUGAAUGCUCCAGAGCACUAUGUAAAUAGUAUCUGAUAUAACUGCCGCAGACGGCUGAAUUUCUCCCGGAUAUGCAUACUAAGUGUUCAGCAGCCACAGCUGAUGGGUUGGCCACACAUUUGAGCUCAAGGGGCUGGUGGGGGCAGGCCAGAAGUGGAGAUCACAUUUUAGUAGUCUCCUAAGGUCUCACGCAGUAAAAGACACAUGAACUGUGUAUGUCUGAAAUAGGCUGGGCCUUCUCCAAGUCACAUUUUUUAUGGAUCCUGCUGGUGACAACAGGUGUUGUUCCUUGGCCUUGGGACAGGCAGUAAGAGGAGCUAUUUGGAGGUGAGUCCUGGCACAGAACAGAUGCAGCCAGCCAGCAAGGCCUCUUCCCUCUAUUACACCCCACCUCCUCCUGCAAGGAGCUCUGAGUAGCAUAUAUGACAGCCCCACCAGCCAUUCUAUCUGCGCUACAGCCCCUUCAGGUAGGAAAGUUAGGUUAAGAAAGAAGGCCAGCACUGACAGAGUGGAGAUUUGAAACGGGCUCCCCCCGCUUCUCCUCUAUCUAGUAUACCCCAGGGAGGUUCAGCUGGUGCUUUUAUUAUACACCUUUAAAGGUAAAGGAACCCCUGACCAUUAGGUCCAGUUGUGACCGACUCUGGGGUUGCGGCGCUCAUCUCACUUUAUUGGCCGAGGGAGCCGGCGUACAGCUUCCGGGUCAUGUGGCCAGCAUGACUAAGCCGCUUCUGGCGAACCAGAGCAGCACACGGAAACACCGUUUACCUUCCUGCUGGAGCGGUACCUAUUUAUCUACUUGCACUUUGACAUGUUUUCAAACUGCUAGGUUGGCAGGAGCAGGGACCGAGCAACGGGAGCUCACCCCAUCGUGGGGAUUCGAACCGCUGACCUUCUGAUCGGCAAAUCCUAGGCUCUGUGGUUUAACCCACAGCGCCACCCGCGUCCCUUAUACACCUUUAGGUGCCAGGCAAAAACGUUCCUCUUUAACCAGGCCUUUGGCUGAUUGCCCUUUUAAAAUGUGUUGGGGAGGAGGGGCGUUAUCGGUUUGUUCUUGUUUGUAUUUUUUAUUAUUUCUUUUGUGUUUUUACAUUGUGCUUUUAUGUUGCUAACCGCCCUGAGACCUGUGGGAUUGGGGCAGGAAUCAAAUUUAAUAAAUAAAAAUAAAAUAAUAAUGUCCUUAGACAGGCAGCAGUGCUUCUGGAUUUCAGACAGGGGUCUCUCCAAGCCCUACCUGGAAAUGGGAGGGAUUGAGCCUGGGGCAUUCUACAUGCAAAGCAGAUGCUCUACCACUGAAUUAAGGACCCUGACCAGCCGAUGGACAUGAGUCUUGCACAGGUUUCCACUGCUUCCGGGAAAGUGCUGUAGCUCAGUGAUAUAGCAUCUGGUUUGCAUGGUGAAGGUUCAUGGUUCAGUCCCUGGCAUCUCCAGGUAGAACUAGGAAAGACUAGUUCUGAAACCCUAUGGAGCUCUGUCAAUCAGUUAGCUAAAUGGAUCAAUGGUCUGACUCUGUAUAUGGCAGCUUCCUAUUUCCAUGAAGCUUAUAAAGAGAGGAAGUUGUGACCCAGGUGUCUUACUAACCCUGUUUGCAUACAAAAAAAUGUGCAUUGAAGUGUUUAAUUUCUCAGCAUUGGCUUAUGUGUAGUGCAUAUUUACCAGGCACGGAAUACAAGAGAUCUUGGGGGAUACUUACUAAACAUGAUUUUAUUUAUCAGAUGGUUGUAAGAAUCACUGCAAUAAUAAUGAUGGCGAAACUUACCGGAAGAAUAAGAAAUCAAGAUAACAAACUUUUUAUAAAAAGAAUGGAAGUGGUUUAUUGAAUAUUUACAGAUAAAUUGUAAACAGAUAAAAACAUUAGCAGGAUUAUUGUAAUAACCUGCAGUUUUAUAAGAGUAUAUAUUUAUAGUAGAUAAUUAAACGAGCAAUUUAAAUGAACUUGGAUAUGCAAAAGAUAUUAAAAAAUAAAUUUAAGGAACCACAGAAAGAGUGGGGAGGAAGUCGGAUUCAGAAAUGUUAAAUUGACUGUAAAACUAAUGAAAUGUAUAAAUUUGAAAAGUAUAAAUAAAAAACUAAAAAAAAAAGAAUCACUGCAAUAAUGACUUGUAUCCAACCUAACUCAUACUCAGAGUAAACCCAUUGGAACAAAUGGGCCUAAAUUAGUUAGGUUCAUUCAUGUUAAUAGGUCUGUUCUGAGUAGGUCUGAUAUUGGAUUCAGCACAACGUAUAGAUCCAGUGUUAGUCAUAUGCAGAGUAGAUCCACUGACAUUAAUGAACACAAUCAAUUUAGGUCUAUUAAUGCCAGUGGGUCUACUCUGAGUAAAGAUCAGUCUGAAUUUAUAUCCCGCCCUUUCCCCAAUGAUCUCCUCAAUGAUCUCAGGGUGACAUAAAUGUUUUUUCCCCACAACAUCUCAUUAAAUUUCCACAACUGUGUGAGACAGGUUAGGCUGAAAGGCAGUGACUUGCCCAAGGUCAGCCAGUGAGCUUCAUGGGCAAGGAUGGGGAUGUGAAGCUUGGUCUCUCAGGUCCUAGUCCAAACUCUAACCACUAUGCCACACUGGCUCUCACUCUACCAACUACUGAUGGAGUGCAUGCAGCUGAUAAGAAGAUAAUCAUUAUUGGGUAAAAUCAACUAAUGGGGAACUGCCACCCAAUCCUUUUCCAAGAAAAUGUGUCCUAUUCCUCCACUCUGCUGGGCUCUGUAAUGAAUUCAGAAUGGAACCGAAGGUGUCCACAACACGUUUAAGUGGGUCCAAUUUAAGAAGAUCUUGUUGCAUUCACAUGACUGGGCUUAAGUGGGGGCUUCUCCCUAGCAACACAUGACACACUGAGUGAAUGCAGGCCAAAGAUACUAAGAGUUCCUGUUCAUUACAAAGGGAUCUGUAGAGGACAACUUUCCAAAGGGUGUUGCCCAUGGAUUCCCAUUUCCCAUCUUAAUUGUGUCAAGUGAAUUAUCUCUUUGAUGGACCUUCUAAUCAUCUGGGUUUUUAACAUCACUUUGUUCUCACCACUCCAUUUUCUCUAGAGGUCUGCUUCUAUGCGUCUAUAAAAUCAUGUUUGUCCGUGCUUAAAGUAGGGAAGGGAACAUAAGGAUGUAAGAAGAGCCUGGGGAAUCCAACCAGUGGCCCAACUAGUCUAGCAUCCUAGUGGCUAACAACUGGAAAGCCCACAAGCAGGACCUGAGUGAAACAGUACUCUUCCCACCUGUGAUUCCCAGCAAACAGUCCGCAGAGGCCAUGGAGUACCAUGGAGGUGGAAUGUAGCCACCAUAGCUAGUAGCUGUUGAUACCUUAUCCUGCAUGAAUUUGUCUUAUCCUCCUUAAAAAAACCCUGCUAGAUCUGGCCAAAGGCCAACCUAAUCCAGCAUCCUGUUCUCACAGUGGCCAACCAGAUGCCUGUGGGAAUCCCCAAGCAGGACUCAAGCACAAGAGCCCUCUCCCCUCCUGUGGUUUCCAGCAACUGGUAUUCAGAAGUACACUGCCUCCCACAGUGGAGAUAGAACAUAGCCAUCAGGUCUGGUAGCUCCUGGCCCUGCAGAAUCAUAGAAUCAUAGAAUUGUAGAGUUGGAAAAGACCCUGAGGACCAUCCAGUCCAACCCCCUACAAUGCAUGCAGCUGUCCCAAACAGGGAUCAAACCUGCAACCUUGACAUUAUCAGCACGGUGCUCUAACCAACUAAGCUAUGUCCUGUGCCAACUUGUUGAACUCCCAGCUUCUCAGCAACCCCAUCAUAGCCUAGGAUGAGCAAUGGAAGUGUUCUGAUGGAGGCCCACUGAAUUGUAUAGAAUUCUAGUCCUAUUUGGAGUAGACCCAUUGAAGUUAAUAGGCAUGACUAAUUUAGUUUCACAGCCAGUGUUGUGUAGUGGUUAGAGAGUUGGACCAGGACCUGGAAGACCAGGGUUCAAGCUGUCAGGUGGCCACAAAGCACCGUGGGUGACCUUGAGCUAGUCACUACCUCUCAGCCUAACUUACCUCACAGGUUGUUUGGGGGAUUAGAGAGUUUGGUGGGGGGGAGAGAACCAUUUAUGCUACCUUGAGCUCACUGAAGAGAAAGGUGGUAUAUAAAUGCAACCGACACAACUAAUUUCAAUGGGUCUACUCUGAGUUGGGUAAACCCCACAGGUUCCCUCUCUUAAAGGACUAGAUAUACCCAUAGGCAAGACAAGAGCUCAAGGAAGGGCUAUCAGCUACUUAGCCGCGAGAGCUAAAUAGAGUCUUCAUGUUUAGGGAGCCCUUGUCUUUGAAUACACAGACGCUGCGGAUGGACAAAGGCGGAACGCUGGUUGUGAGCUAGUAGGAGGAGGCAUCUGUCUGACCGCUUUUGGAAACAGGAUACUGGGCUCGAUGGAUCUUGGAUGUGCUCCAGCAGGGCUUUGGGCGAUAUUAGUCUGUUCAUAUGUUUUGGGGUUGCAGGAGCCAGAAACUCACGUAGGUUACUUCCUCCGUUUGUUCCUUCCAGACGCUCCUUUGGUUACUCGUUUGUUUCUGUCCCAAGAAGACAUCACACGCGUGUGUGUGUUAAAAAGCUAUCCAGCUUUCCUGUAACUUACUCUUACAUAUCCUUUGACACAGUCUCUGAAUUAUUGAUCGGGACAAUUUAGUGCAAGAGUCAGAAUAUUGUGUGUGUGUGAGAGGGAGCAACGCGUCGAUUUUCGAAGUUGCCUAGCUGGGGGAUGCAUUAUUUUUAGCCUAUAGACCUUGCAAUGGCGCCAGCCGCUUUCGAAAACCUCAUAAACCAUCGGACUCUAUGCAUAUAAUCUAUCUGGAUCUCUCUUUCUCCUCUCUCUAAUUCCCUUUCCCACCCUCCCCGCUCCCCUAAACACAGCCUGUGCCAAUAAAAACAUCUGGAUUAGCAUACAUUCCCAGUUCUUCCUUGUAAUCAUUCCUCUUACAUUGAUUAUUAGAUAUUGCAUUGGACAACUUCAUAACCGUUUUUGAACUAUGCUAUAUGGCUUUCUGCCCGGGCAGUCUAGCUAAUGUUGACUGCUACUUAAUUUUUAUGCUUACGGCUAUUUUCGAGGUGUGCCCCCACCUCCUCCGCAUACUCCAGUCACUUCAUUUUGAUAUUUUUAUUGGUGAAGGAUCUAGCCAACGUUAAGCAAUUUAAAGCCACGUUAAUGUCAACGCGAGAGAUUCAAGCCGCGCGCUUGGCUCUCUCUGGUUGAAAUCGACUAGACGAGCGCCUUCAAUCUUGUAAGCACAAACUUACCGUACAUACUUGGGACUCAGCUGCUGCGCUGAUGUCCUUGCCAUAGGAUUGCGCUGUAAAAUCCUAAACUUUUGGCUAAAUCGGGCUCCUCCCCCCCCCCGGUGUUUCGAUCGCUUUCGGAAUAAGGGAUCCUGGCAGCGGGCGCGCGUGCAGAAAGGUAAAAGGACUCAAUCCACCCAUCUAAUUUUGUGAGAGUGGCUGGAUUAUUAUAAACCCUUUUUACCCCGAUUCUAAACACAUAAAAAACCAACCACGCCAAAAAACAAAAAAAGCCAAACCUAAAGUCUAGUGAAAUUAGAAACUAAGUGAGAUUGACUGCCGAGUCUGCUCAUGCCAGUGAAUGCGAUCUCAUUGCCCUGAAAUUAAUGACCACAUUCCCAUUCAUAAAAUCCAACCGGAAUAAAUCUAAUGGAGUGGGGAAUUUCUCAUCCGCUACCCAUCCGCCCCCCCGCACCUUUUUAAAGCAAGUUAUAAAAUCUUAAUAGAAAUCUUAAUCGGGAGUUUGGGGAAGUUUUCUUUAAAAAUAAGUAGUAGUAGUAGUAGUAGUAGUAGUAGUAAUAGUAAUAGUAAUAGUAAUAGUAAUCCUCAAACAGAGACCAAACCAGGAUUUCUUACACGCCGAGGCUCGUUUGGAGGGAAGGCGCGUUCCCUUCUCACAUCUUUUAGACCCCAUAUGAUUUAUGAUUGCUAAGGAAUAACCCCAUUUACGUCCGAGUUACAGCACAGAACCCUGCACAUGUAUGCACAGAAAUAUGUGCCGUUGAGUUCCAGGGGGACCUAUUCCCAUGUAAGCGUGUGACGAACUGCAGACUCAGUAACUAGGGGAAUAGGAACUCGUCAGGUACAUCAUAGACAACGACAGGAGCGCCAACUUGGCCCCGCGGGGCAGAGACUGUGAGCGCCCGGGGCAGUGGGUGCCAUGCAACGUGCAUGGCUCUGGCAUCGAAAUUUGUGGGUGCCAGGCCCAUUCAUGGGGAAUUUUGUGGGUGCUGGGGCACCCAGGGCCCCAGGGAGUUAGCACCUAUGGGUAUCGAUGCAUUUAGCCUUGUUAUCUACUUUCCCUUGAUCUUUCCACUUGUAUUUCUUUCUUUCUUUUUAAUAUUGAUAUUGAGUUGCUAAGUCCUACUCCCAGCAGACCCACUCAAAUUAGUUGACUAAAGUUUGUCAUGGAUCAAUAGAAAUGUUUGCAGAAUCAAAACAAGGAUUAAAAAGGGGGUGAAAGAGAAGUCAAUGAUUAUGUCCCUAAAGCAAUACUCAGAGCAGUCCCAUUCAAAUAAAUGGACCAAUGUUAGACUGGACUCUAAGUUACGUCCAGUAAUUUCGAGUGGGUCUUCUCUGAGCAAGACUUAAUUGGAUAUAACCAAAUACUUAUAUUCUCCUGUUACGGGAAGAAUCCCAAUGGUGGGUGAGUAGAUAAGGGCCAUCUCAGGUUGACAGCAGGAAGCUGCAGCCUCAGAAGUUCUGAGACCAUUUAGCAUUCCAACAAUUCAUUUUAUCAGAAGGCAGGUGAUACUUCAUUUUACUAUUUGGCCGGUGAUCUGAUUCAAACUUAUCCUAUCCAUCUGUCUGUUUACCACAGUGUACCAUAUCUGAUAGGCUGUGUGUGUUUUAAAGAAUUGGCUCUAUUGAUGUUUUGCCUUCAUGGUUGUUGUUUAUUUAUUUAUUUGUUGCUGCUUUGUGUUUUACUGUUAAUCGCCUUGCACACCUUUUGGUGGAAAGGCGGGAGACAAAAUAAAUAAAUCUAUAUUAUCUCUCUCUCUUUCUCUUUCCCCCUUCCCCUUUCUCUAUAAAUGAUGGUGCUCUUGAAGGACACGAUUGUGUGCAAUUUGAUCUCCGGAACAGGACCUCUGUGUUCCUUUGCGGGUGAAUUUUGGCCUCCUCUCUGACACCGGGACCUCUGCCUAGAAGAAGCUCAGCGUAGCAGGCCCGCAAACAAAGACACAAAUCAAGAAGAUGGACCUCCCAUCCUAAACAUGUGAUCCCACCUUACAUGCCAACUCAACUUACUUUCCAGUUAAGAGCUGAGAUAUCCCAGAAGCAAGAGGCUGCUUUGUCCCGGCCUCCGGUGUCUACAGACUCAGUUUCCUGUAGACCCGGUACAACCAGGUCGACCAGAUUUUGUGCUGCAGACAGAGAGCGAGCGAGAAAGAAGGCGAAUGUAACUUAUCACCUGUCACCAUCGUGGCACACACAGUUCCUCCUAAGCCUAGUCACGGUCCCACAGACUCUCCCCCGCCCUCCGCCGAAGAGGACAAGUCGAGGGGUCCUUGCCGUGUCUCCCACCCAGCUGUAUCCCCAUCGCAGGCACUGAAGAAGGACAUGGUAACCAGGAGCCAGGACCAGUUGAGGAGGUCGACCUCCUCCUUCUCUUCUCGCUUCACCUGGAGGAGCCGAACAAAGGGGGCAUUUGAUCCUGUGCUCAGAUGAGCUGUCAACCGCUGCUGGUGUUUUGAAGCACGGCCAGUUAGGCAGCCGCUGCUAAGCAAUGGACUGAUACUUCAGAACUUUGGAGGUGGGGAGGGGGAAGGAGAUAUAAUCUGAAGUUGGGCGCGGGGGGGGGGAGGAACAGGAGACAUCUGUAGCUGGAGGACAGCGAAAACCCGGCGGCGCGGGGGAGGUGUUGGUGGGAGGAAAGGGGCUGCUGUCCAUAGAGGCAGGAGUAGGGGGAAAUUGGCAGGCAGGCGCAGGAUGGAGCCCGCCGGAUCGGCUGAACUAACGCCCAUCUUGUAGCCGAAGACACGUUUUCUCAAUUUGGGCACGGUAUCUAUUACCAUAUUGGGUUUCAAUUAAAGAGACAAUUAAAAAAAAAAAAAAGCUUGAGCUGGGAGGGACGAAAGAAAGAGAGAACGGAAAGAGAGAGAGAGAGAAAAGAAGGAAUAAAGAUGGAUGUCAGUUCCCCAACGCCGCUUAAUCCAAGUUCUUUCUUUUGCCAAAGACACAUUAAAUUAAUGUGUCGCGGGGGCUGAGGAGACAUCUCCCUAAUUGUGGAGAGUAGGAAAGCCAUCGGGGAGCCAAACGCGCCGGCUCGCUCGUUUCGAGGCCCUGUGAUCAGCGAUUGAUGGAGCACAGCCUGGCCAAGCCUUGUCAAUUACAGUUUAGGCUUAUACAUGAUGUAGUCAAUUUCAUCCAGGUUGGAGGGACGUCAUUUCCAAAAGCCCCGAAGUCUUCCGCCCCCUCCUCGUAUUCCUCCCCCACCAACACCCUCUCUUUUCGGCUCAGCGCUUUCCCUCUCUUCUUGCCGGGGUCCAACCGUGUCUGUUGCCUCGGAUACAAUUCCCCACAAGUACAGAUGGGGAUGGCCAGGCACAGAAAAAGUGCUGUCCGCCAUCGCCUCCUAUACAAUUAUCCUCCAGCAUCGUUUUACUUGGGAAAACCCCCCCCCAUCCUCAAAUGCAGUAAGCAGGUCAUUUGCCUCUCUGUUCACCUUAGAAGUUAGGGAGCUCUUAUGAACCUCAAGAGAAGUUAAUUUCGCAUGCCUUAAAAAAAAAAAAGAGGCAGUUUCUUAUUCUUCAAAAAAAUGGGUGCGUUUUCAAAGCUUUUCAUUUACAAUCUUCUCUCGCUACAGAAGGAAGGUCUGGCACGGGGCUGGGGGUGGGAGAGAUAAAAUUCGGAAUCUGGAGUCGUCUUUAACUAAGCAAUGCAGUACCAGAGGCAUAGGCUCAAAAAGACUGUCUUUUCUCCCAAGUAUUUUUGUAUCUGUCGAUUAAAAUCGCAGAGCCCCAAAUGAAUACUCGUGACUCGCAACACACACACACUUGACACGACGAACGUGCAUUUUAUUAAUUAAGGGGUUGCAUCUCCAGGUCUUGGGCUUCUUUUUGGUCCACGUAGUGUCGUACCCCCCCCAUUUUUUAAAAUUUGAAACCUAUUUUGUUAGUUCAUCUGUCUCUCUUCUGCCUGCACGGGUGGGGAAAUAAUAUAUUAAAAUACGGUGUUUAAAAUCGAACUACAUGCCAGGGGGUUGGGGUGCGGGGAGGGAAGGAAGGAUUUCAUAAACCACAUGUGCGAAAACAAAGCCAGAUUACAUUUUGUGGGGAAGGAAGCUAAAACGAUGAAAGAUAGAGAGAAAAAGAGAGAGAGAGAGAGAGAGAGAGAGAGAGAAAGAAAGAAAGAAAGAAAGAAAGAAAGCAAGCACGAAUGAGUCGUGCAGGGGCCGAUCCUGCGCUUUUUAAUCGUACUAUAUUCAAAGGAGUUUAGUUCUCAAAUGAAACAGAGCUAAACUUCCAGAAUUAGAUGGUGAGGACAGUCUUCAUCUCCGGAGUGGAGGUCUCUUUUCUCCCGAUAUAUUCUCCGCUGCUGAUGGCUGAGAUCGUUAGGCCUUAAAGAGGCUCGGGAGCCUGCGCCUUUGAACGCUCAAGAGCUUAAUUCGGAGCCGGGACGUCCAAUCUGGAGCUGUUUAAAACAGCAGUUUUCUGGACAUGUCAUCGGCAGGAGCGAAAAGCAGGAAUAAAAAUUUACUCCGGUCUUCCCUCCACCUCCCCCUCUUCUGGAGGCUGAGAGGGGAGAUAAUUCCUGGGAUGGCAGCGAGCUUGUCCUCACUUAAGAGUUUGUUAAGGCGCAGCGCCUCGGCGCUGCGGAGCCCUGGCUGUCCCCAGGGCGAAGCGAACAGACAGGCAGGCGGGCAGAAUUCGAAGCGACCCUGCAGCCAGCGGCCUCUGACUUUACAGCCCCCUGUCCUGACCAUCUUCGGAGCUGCAGGAACACGUAGCCCCAUCUUCGGCACGUAUAUACUCCUCGGAAGUAAGUUCCGCAGACUUCAGUGGCGCUUUGCUUUCAAGGCAAAUGAGCAGAGAAAGUAGUUCUAGAGUAUGUCUCCCUUUUUUUCUGACGAAAGGACACGAAUAUUUUCUUUGUUUCUCAUUUAUAUUUCCCCCUUUCUCCCCCCUCUUUUUUUUUUUUAACAUCCAAGACGUUCUCAAUAAAACCCUAUCAAACGCACCGACGAUAUACAAUGUGAUGUGCCCAUUAAUUAAGUCAGUGGGGCAACGCUCCAAUAUUUGUGGGUGUGGGUGUAAGUAAGGUAUACUUUAUAUACUGCGGCCAGCUCAGAUGUCUUUGUAUCACCGAGCACAACAAAGUUGCCUGGAAAUUCCAGUGGGAAACUCAGUAUGAAAUUGUGGCACCCAAACAACAACUACCCCCACCCCCCACCCCUGUGGGCGGUGGGUUAUGCAGGACACGUUCCUUUGAUUUGACUCUAUUUAGUAGUUUCCUGGGACUCCCCCCCCCCACACACUGUAUUUCUACAGUCUCUUUACUCUGGACUCCGGAAUCUAAAUCCCGAAGCACGAGACAUUCUAUAUUUUUCCGCAGAAGAAUGAAGGAAAGAUCCCACCCCUCUCCAGCUUUAAUUCUAAAUCUAGAAUUUUGCAGAAAUGGCGAGAAUUGGUCGUCCUAGACUGCAUACACGCAAUGCAUGUAAAACACACCCAGCUACCCCAAGAAUGAUACCCUGAGAAGCGUAGAUUGUUAAGGCUAUUGCUACUUGUCGCUCUGCGAGGGUUAAACUACAGUUCCCAGGUUCUUGGUGUGGGUGGGGAUUUGCUUUAAAUGUACAGCGUGCCAAAUUUCUUUAGGGCGUGCAGUCGCAGCGCUUUCCUGGAAAGCGAUCUAUUAUACACAGGUCGGUACACACGUGAAAGUAGGUCGAUUUUUAGACCGCAGAGCUCGGCAGAUCCCCUCAACUUACAGAAGUGUCCGUGAAAAAUACCCUUGAUUUCAAAACGAACGUGGGAAAUAGUUUCUUUGAAGGAACUCAGGGUUAGAAAAGUCUGUCUCCCUCUCUCCGCAACUCCUACGUUCCCACUGAGGCUAAGCAACUGCUCCCCAACCCCCAACAAAUGCAGGUUGUUUUAUUUUAAAUUUACUUCUUUCUUAAGAAGGGGUGGGAGAGUGCUGUGCUGGUGCAAAUAGGCAGCGACGCCUCUCUUAUUAUUUCCACCAUCCUCACAGCGUUGCUAUUAUUUUCUUUCUGAAAUGGGACUUCGUUUAUCCCAGAAAGUCAGAGGUGGAAAGCAUAAAGCCGGCCGCCCUGCGGAGUUGAAAGGGACCUCUUGUAAUUCGAUUUGCCCAACGCCUCCUAAUUUCACGACGUCUAGAAGAGGGAAUCGGGGAGACGUGGGCUUGCGCCUUGGCCCCGCGUUCCUUCCCCAACCCCGGGAAAAACCACUACCAAGGACCCACUUUAAUGGGAAGACUCCAUUCACCCCACUCUACCCCCACCGAUCUACUCUGAGCCCCCAUCACCCCCUCCGGACCCCGAGCACGUCGCAAGCCAUUAGGCUGCCUGCGGUAAUUACCGUCCGGGUAAGGUUCACUGCAACAGGCAGACGGCGAUUCCUGCCUUCGGAUUUUUAUUUUUAUUUUAUCCCCCCCCCCUAUUUUUGCAGGAGGGGUGUUGGGAACAUUUAUUAAACCCAGAUGAUCCUCGGGGUUUGGGGGCCAUAAGGAAACGAUUUACAAUUAAGCCAAUUGGAACCGAAAUGCAGUCUUUUCCAAAAUUUUCUUGCAGGUGUAAAUAAUGUUUCCUUCAAGGGACGGGGCCGUUCAGGUGCCCCUUUGCUUUGAAUGUCCCUCCUCUUUCUCCCUCAUUUGGCCCAGCUGAUCUAGAGAGGCAACCCCACCUUUGGGACGUGCGUUUCUCGACGGGACGUCUCCGAUAGAAUUUUCACACACCUGCAGAAGACCCAUCUAGUCCUCUCACACAUUAAGUCCUAGUCCUCCCGAGCCGAUCUUAAAACACGCGAUUUUGGACAGAGGGACCCGUGGGUUUCAAUGGAGCUUACUUUCAAGUAAGUGUACUUAGUUAUUAUUACUUAGGUAUUAUUAUUGAUGCUAUUACUUCAUCAGUAUGCAUGGUGCUUUAUAAGUCCCCCCACGGCUUGGGUGCUUAAUUGGUAUCCACUAGGAUACCAUUACAGUAUUGUGGGUCAAAUUUUAUGGUGCUCCCUUCCAGCUGAGGUCAAAUGGCCCCUUCCCUGUUGAACUCCCAGCUACUGAAUAAUAAUAAUAAUAAUAAUAAUAAUAAUAAUAAUUCAAACAGGCAUUUUAAUAGAAUUUUGAUUUUAUAGAGUUUAUUUUAAAACUCUUUUUUGUUUCAUUGGGGACAACUGAGACUCUUGUACAUGGCUUAGAGAAGACGGUCAUUAAAUAGUAUACAAAUGUGCCAAAAUAAAUGAACAAAUAAAGUCCAAUAAGAUAGGUCUGUGCAGGAAGAGGGCUAACCAAUUAAACAUUGCACACACGAAGAGAACAGAGGAAAAGAAGGGAAACUGAGGCAGGGGGCUGAGCAGGGAAAGAAUAUGGAUUAAUCUGAAAUACAGAAUUAUUUGAAUCAUAUCACCAUGAGUUUGGUUACAGUAGGGUAUAGUGAUUUAAGAGGGUUGAACAAAGGAAGGGGUCGGUGGGUUAUCACUCAGAUUCCAGAAAGCACUUUAGCAAUCUCCCCCUUCCCCUUACACACACCAUGUUAAAAGUUGGGCCUACCAUGUUGCUUUCCCACUAAUAUGGACUGAGAGUAAAUAAAAAAACAGCCAAAGACCAGACUUCUAUGUACCUUUACUUUGGAGUAAGCCACAAAGACACACGGAGUCACUAUGCAUAGGGGAUCAGACAAUGAGGAAGGAAUGCUUAAAUUCCUAGGCUCAAGUUGCCUGAGUUCUGAGGAACUUGGGAAGGAAGCCAAACAUCUUUACUAGUUUGCUUUGGUAUUAAGAACCAUAAACUUCAAAGUAACUUUUAAUAUAUUACAGUUCUUUCCCAUGCAGCACCAGGUCAAUCUCGAUGUAAUGCUCACCACAGCCCUGUGAGGUAGGCUCUGGAGACAGAAAGAGAGAGAGAGAGAGCUUGUUUGACUAGCACAAGGUCACCCAGGGAACAUCCAUCAGGCCUGAGCCGGGAUUCAGACAUGCUGAACCAGAAUCAACAAUCUGAUCACUUUCACCUAGCUGUAAGCUAGCCAAUGAUGCUGCCCCACACAGACCUUGCCUACUUGUGACCAUCAUUUAAAUAAAGCAUCUCCAUCUUCAGACACCUCAAAGUAUAUUUUAUCUGCUGUUGUCACACUAGAGCUGGUUGGGAGUUCCGGCUUAGCCUUGCUGUUCCUUUUGAAAGCCUGCCAUGAUUUUACUCUGUUAUUCUCCAUUUCAUAUUACUGGGUUCAAAUUAUAUGUUGGAGGCGAUCUGCAGGUGGAGAGAAUUGCUGUUGCUCUUGGGUCCUGUUUGUUGGUUCGCCAUGGGGUAUUUUGUUGGCUGCUGUGAGAACAGGAUGCUGGACAUUAGAUGGGCCUUUGUCCUGGUCCAGCAGGACUCUUUUAUAUUCUUUAAAGGGUGUUGGUGAAAUAGCCUGAAAAUAAUAACCAAGCUGCAGACUGAAUAAUGGAGAUGAAGGGAUGUUUCCUCAUCUAGACUCAUGGUGGACCUUAGCUGAUGCUGGAGGUGGAGUAGGAAAGUGGGUGCAAUUUGACACAGGUCUCAUUGAAAUCAAGAUGAGACACAUCAUUUGAACCCCAGAUGCUUCAACAACCAGAUUGUAGACUGGGAGGAAGUGAGGCCUAGCAAGAGGAGUCUUUGGGGUAAUUCAGGAAUGGUCAGGGAUGGGAUCCUUUUCAUGCUAAAAGGAGAUUGGAGGUUCUGAGACAGGUUAGCUACCCAUAAUGUUGCCAUCUGAUUACACUGUAUGCACUUACACAGGACCAAAGCCCAAAUGAACACCGUGGGACUUACUUCUGAGUAAAUAUACAUAGGCCUGUGCUGUAAAAGAGCCCACCUUUUUCUCAAAAGUUUCAAUAAGAGAUUUUGGGGGUUGGUUUCAGGAAUAUCCUUCCUUCUCUCUCAACUUUAUUUUUUGCCACAAAAAGAAUAUAUAUAUGGUACACAACACAUACGUUCUUUAAAUUACAGGAAACAAAGGAAUGAAGAAAUGGAAGAAUAUUCUCAGUACAUUUUCAUAGAAAUUGAUGUUAACUCUGUGAUGUAAGUCAGGAGGGUGAGCAGUUUCAGCUCUGAAGGGGAUCUUGCCGAGGUUAAGUGCUUUGUCCUUGCCCCAACAAUUUCAGUGGGAAGAAGAUAAGCAAUGCCUGCGAUUAAUUCCCUUCCCUCCCUCUCUCUUUGAAAGGAUGAGCUUUAAAAGGGCUUAAUUUGUUUCCUAUCAUGCCCUUAAAUUCUCCCUGCAAAUCUAAUAAACAAACAGCUCUUGGGUUACACACUAAACCACUUCCCAUUUUUCUGGGUGGCUUCUCAGGGCUCGGAGGUUCACUUACCAUUAACUCUGAGGUGGAGAAAAGAUUAAUUCCCCAUGCUGGUCAGGUUAGUCAACCACCGCUUUGAUAGUGUCUGAUGUGGCUGGAGUAUGGCCCUCCAGACCUCCCUAUCUGGCCCUUGGAAUUCUAAGGUUGCUUAGGCCACACCCCUCAGUAACCCAAAUUCGUAUCUGGACCAACUGGAAUGUACCCUUGAACUUCCUAUUACUGAAAAAAGACAAAUUUGACACUGGUCGCCCCACCCACCUUUGCCUCUGGCCCCGCCCACUGCUGGGAUGCAGCCUUCGGAUGGCUGCCCAGAAGAAGUGAAUGUGGCCCAUUGGCUGAAAAAGGUCAUCUACAGGCCUCAGUCAGGGUAAGAGAGGAAAGAGCCUGCUUUGGGAGAGACAGGCUGAGCCUGAUGGUCUCUUGGGCUCUUUGCAGGUCUCAGAUUCUCUGACACAGAUUGUUGUAUUCACACGUGCAGAAGGCUGGGGACCCAUUGAGAGCUGGCGAGUCUCUGUGCUUCAGGACCUCUGUGAUUCUUCUAGAGUAUAUACAUCUCUAGUUAUAGGUCUAAAAAUUCACAGCAGUAAAUAAUCUUCAAAUAUACUGCUUUCUCUGCUUUAAGUAUCAGAGCUGGCCUUUCUACCAUAUUGUGAACUUUAUCCCCACCCUCAGCCAAAUCUCUUCCCUGUCACUAGAACCUGAAAGGGACUUUAAUCCACUGCACUGAAAUCAACCGAAACUUUCCCACGGAAAUCAGGGGUUAUGUGUCGCUACCCUCCGGACCCCUGUUCCAUUAGAUCUGCGCCUUUUCCUGCGGGAUCCUAAGCGCGUUUACACGGAAAUAAAUCCCGCGGAGGGUAGGGUGGCUGGGUGGGGAAGGCUUUCUCUAGAAGAUCCUGGGCCUUUGGCUGUUUCUGAGCUCGAGGGACGUGGAGCCGGAUGCUCACAUCUGCUGAGAAGGCUCUUGUGUGUGCGUGCUUGACUCCCCCCCCCCCCUUUUAAGUUCAUUACAUGAAGAAGCAUCGUUGUUCCGGAUUGCACCGUCCUGGGCGGUUAUCUCUGCCAGAGCCUGACAUGUACAAACACUCAAACAAGCCUCGGAAGGCUACAAAGCCUCGGAAAAUCCGGAGGAGCCACAUAAAAGCGAAGCUAAGUAGGAAGUGGUGUAAAAGGCCUUGUCGUGCAGUUGGCCUGCCCUCCCAGAUGUUCUGCAUAAAAAUAAGAAAAAUAAAAAUAAAAAAUCCCUCUUUAAUGAGGGUGAAAGCCAGCGGUGAACGCUGCGUGAACCAGAGAAGGCGGGUCGGUGGGGCACAGAUGUUGCAGCGCGCAGGCGCAAUGUCAGCAACAGUGCAAGGGGGGCUUCCCUGGCUCUGCCCAUCUCACCUGCUCUUGCAGAACCUUCGCCCGGCUUCUAGAAUCCCCUGGGGGAUUCUUACUCCGCCACUGGCCGCUGGAGGGCGCCCCAGCGGCCCACAAGACGUGCACGUACACGGCACGCUGCACCUAG